Messenger RNA from Aspergillus steynii IBT 23096, 1386 nucleotides. RefSeq lists its product as uncharacterized. Bases 1 to 1386 code for a protein of 461 amino acids. The record is from RefSeq and is a predicted model, not a curated record. Lineage: Eukaryota; Fungi; Ascomycota; Eurotiomycetes; Eurotiales; Aspergillaceae. The transcript is spliced from 3 exons.
AUGCCAGCCACGACGCUCUCGACCGGCGUGUUAAUCGCAAGUGCUCUCUUUUCUGCCAUUGGAGCGGUCCCGACUGCGUCCUCUCCGCAAAAGAGAUGUGGCAUCGUGGGAAGCUUCUACAACCAGCAACCGCACGACUAUGAUGAUAAUGGCACGGGAGAUUGGCUGAACUACUGGUGGGACGGUCAUGCCGACGACAUGUCUGCCAAUUCGGCUGGUUUCGCGGGUGCUUUUGGAGAGUGGGCAAUCGGGAACCCAGACUGGUCCUGCAGAGACGACGGAUCCGAUUCCAACUGUGAUCUUAACCUGUGCGACAACGCAGUCCUCAAUAACCACGGUGAUGAGGCUCGCCAGGCUUACUACGUCCUUGAAUCCGUGAACCGUCUUCAUGGGUACUUUCAGGGCCUGCGCGAGGCCUUCACGACCAGUGGUCUGGAUGCAGCCUUGUCAAAAGAUUCCUGGGCCGAAUCCUUUUACGAAGGAGACGACGACAAGUCUCAGUCGGGUCUUAAAGAGGCCUUGAACGCAGUCGGUAUGAUUGUUGGCGUAGCUGCCGCCUUUGCUGGUCUGGCGGUUCCUGGGGUGGGCGAACUGGGCGGUAUUCUUGGGAAACUCGUGACCGGCUCGAUCAAACAAUUCACUUCGAACAACAAUGACUUGAUGGCGGGAAAGAUUGUUGACGAUCACGACAUUCGAUCUUACAUUGCCGGAGGCGCCAUGGUGGCUCAUCCUGGGGUCGAUAAGAACGCCGUCACGGAUGCAAUCACCACUCAGUUGAUUGGCACAUCCAUCAAUCAGCUGUGGCGCCAGCAAAAGGUGUUCAUCAUGGGCGGCGGCGCAUGCGGCGACAAUGAGGGUAUCGGAUCUGGACCCCAGGACACGAUGGUCUGUCGGGACGGAAAGGCAUGGUAUCUCUACUACUGGAAGGAGAAUGACGUUGUUUCGACAACUUCUCACCAAUGGGGCUGGGUUACAUUCCCACCGGGUGCUGAAAAAAUGGGCCAGGACGAAUUUUCCGGUGUGACUGUGCAGGACGUCAUCAACGCUUCGCUCGAUGCUCAUAACGUCGCCGGUCUGAACUAUGACUCUCAAACGCAACAAGACCGCGCUUACGACGCCAUCGCCAAUGGCUGGGCCAAUCCAGGUGAGCAGGGAGCUUCGUGGGAGGGUAUCUUCAGUAUUCCCGUGUGCGAUGUUGGUUGGGCCAAGGACUCCGAUCUGUACAAGAAGGAGUACAUCUUGCAGCCGUACGGUCACGAGUCUCGUCCUGUCUGGUGCGGCUCUGUGUGUGAGAAUGAUCCCCAGAAGACGAUUGACUUUAUCAACGCUGCGGCCAUGGGUGGUUUUCAGAGUCCUAAGCACUUGUGUCCUGAGCAGCCUUUUUAA